Molecule: messenger RNA, 2251 nt
Organism: Sarcophilus harrisii (Tasmanian devil)
Lineage: Eukaryota; Metazoa; Chordata; Mammalia; Dasyuromorphia; Dasyuridae
Gene: LDLRAD4
Product: low density lipoprotein receptor class A domain containing 4
Exons: 6
Coding region: 1095-2015 (306 amino acids)
Biological process (GO): negative regulation of transforming growth factor beta receptor signaling pathway
Cellular component (GO): Golgi membrane; early endosome membrane
Molecular function (GO): R-SMAD binding
Source: RefSeq, a predicted model, not a curated record
UUGGCUAUUGGCACUGAUCUUGUGCAGAGAAUAAAGAAAGAAGAAAGAUUCCUUCUUCUUCCUGGAAGCCUCACCUUUUGCCACCCUUGUUGUGCUGGACUAUCACUGUGUGACAACUCCACAGUCUUGGUAUCAUUUCAUCUGUCUCUUAUGACCCCUUCCCCCCCUCUUUCCCCAAAUAAGCCCAUGGAAAUGUGCUUAUGUUUAGAGGCUUAAGAAUUUGAAUAAAUUAGAUGCUUUUGCCCAACCCUAGAAUAAAGGCUGUAGUUAUUUUAACAACAAAAAAAAUCCUGCAGUCUUCAGCUAUUUCUGGAUGUAGACUGGUAAUUAGCAUGCCAUUUGUAAUUCACUGCUGUCUCAGGCUCUGUUUGUUUCCUUGUUCUAACGCACUGCGUUUGGGAGACUGGAUUUAUCUCAUUUGGAUAUGUGAUUUUUGUAGAGACCUCUAAAAUGUCAUCAUGAGAUUGAUCAUUUUCUGGAGCUAAAGUUCACCAGACCUGGUAUUUGCCUCACAAUUGUUAGCUUCUUGUGGGGUGUUCGGUGGAGUAGUGUAACAGCUUGCUAGGUUGGAGUUAGAUGGUAUUUAGUUUGAAGGAAAACUGUUACAUCAGCUACAGCAAGACGGAGGCUUCCUGGAGAAAAACAUACCUCAUGAGAAGAGCAGUGAGCGUGCCUGAGGGGAAAGACAAGCCCAAGAGAAAAGACAAGGCAGAAAGCAGUUGAACAUCCCAAGUGGCUGCAACCCAAGGAAAGGAUGCUGGCUACCCAAUGGUUCAUUAGAACUACAUUUUAGAAAGGGAAAUAGUCUCAGCAGGACAACUUCCGUGGCUUCCUGGUUCACCAUGGCCUUGAUUCUCUGGUUGGACGGCUGAAACCAUUGUGUGUCCAAUACUUGUUUUUUGUCUCUGGCCGGUCUCCUGGUACCAUCUGCUCACAGGAUCUGGUGAGAAUCAUAUGCUACCAAAGGUUGCAAUCCGGAGAGAGAUGGACUCCGACAAGCUAAAAUGGAAGUAACUUGACAGCUUCAAUCCCUCCAGUUGCCUCUUGUAAGGACAAGUUAAGAGUGGGAACACAAACGUGUCUGGGAGAGCAGUAUGCAGGAAGCUGGUUUUCAGGCCACAAACGCUUUCACAGAGUGCAAAUUCACCUGCACCAGUGGUAAAUGCUUGUAUCUUGGCUCGCUGGUCUGUAACCAACAGAACGAUUGUGGGGAUAACAGUGAUGAAGAGAACUGUCUACUAGUAACUGAACAUCCUCCUCCUGGCAUCUUCAACUCUGAACUGGAGUUUGUCCAGAUCAUUAUCAUCAUUGUUGUGAUUACGGUGAUGGUUGUGGUGAUCAUUUGCUUGUUGAAUCACUACAAGCUCACAACACGGUCCUUCAUCAACCGGCAGAGUCAAAACAGGAGGCAAGAAGACACUUUGCAGCCGGAAGGGUGCUUGUGGCCUUCAGACAGCUCAGGACCACGGCAGGCUGCUUCAGAGAUUAUGUAUGCUCCCCGGACUAGGGACAGAUUUACUGCCCCAUCAUUUAUGCAGAGGGACCGUUUCAGCCGCUUCCAGCCCACCUACCCUUAUGUACAGCAUGAGAUUGAUCUUCCUCCCACGAUCUCCCUUUCUGAUGGGGAGGAGCCUCCACCAUACCAGGGACCCUGUACCCUGCAGCUUCGGGAUCCUGAACAACAGAUGGAACUCAAUCGAGAAUCUGUCAGGGCCCCACCCAACCGAACUAUAUUUGACAGUGAUUUGAUAGAUAUUUCUAUGUACAAUGGGGGCCCAUGCCCACCAAGCAGCAAUUCGGGCAUAAGUGCAACCAACUGUAGCAGUAAUGGAAGGAUGGAAGGACCACCCCCAACUUACAGUGAGGUGAUGGGUCAUUACCCUGGCUCCUCUUUUUUCCAUCACCAGCACAGCAACACCCAGAGGGGAAACAGACUUCAGUUACAGCAGAACAAUUCAGAGAGCACAAUAGUACCUAUCAAAGGCAAAGACAGGAAACCUGGGAAUCUUGUCUGAUUUCCUCCUCUAGGCACUUCAGAGGAAGAGAAGAGAAAUCAAUAGGAGAGAGUCGCCCAUCCAGGCCUGCCUCCUAUGCACAAUGUUUCGAAGUUUUACAUGGUACAUCUGAGUAAAACCAAAUGUGCAAACGUGUUCUUUGUUUCUGAUUCCUUUCAGGGGAAUUGCAUGCAAAGUGGAUUGAAAUAUUACAGACUUCCAUUCAGGUUGACCAUGAACAGUGGCUUUUUUUGGGG